Labrus bergylta (ballan wrasse) is the source of this 1020-nucleotide messenger RNA. NCBI's taxonomy places the organism in Eukaryota, Metazoa, Chordata, Actinopteri, Labriformes, Labridae. The record is from RefSeq and is a predicted model, not a curated record.
AUAGGGCAGAGCAGGAGUGGAGCGCGGAGAGGAAACCAGCCGGACCCAGCCGUAGGAUGGCAAACCACCACUGCUGCUGAUGCUGCUGCUGAGAGUUGGGACUCGCUACUACCUAUAACUACUGAUACACCAGCCUGCAAUUAAUCUGAAGCCUUUAAGCCUUGCUGAGCGGAGGAGGAGAGGAGUGGAGCUAAAGGAGUGCAGUUUGGACGCGUGCUGCGAGGAAAUCUGUGGCAUAUUUGCUCAAAUUUCCUUUCCUUUUGCCUCGGAAUACCACAGGUACACUCAUGGGCUGCCUGGGUGUUUGGGCUGUUGUUGUGGCCGCUCUGCUGGGAACCUCAGGGUGCUGGCUGGCUGAAGGACACAAAAGAUGGAGCAACGUGGAUACAGCCAGAAUGUCACAAAGCUCCUCUAAGGAACAACACUCCACGGAGAAGGGGAAAGCGGACGGCAACAUCGAUCAAUCCCUUUCUGACACGGACGGAGGCCCCUGUCGGAGGACCUACUGUGGACGGGGUCGACAGUGUGUGCUGAUGGCAGAAACUGGCCGUGCUGAGUGUGUUUGCCAGGAAAAAUGCCGGCCCUCCUUUGUGCCGGUGUGUGGCUCGGACGGCAGGUUCUACGAGAACCACUGUGAGGUGUACCGCACCGCCUGCCUGGAGAGGAGACGGAUCUAUGUGGUGCACAGCAAGGACUGCUUCUUUAAAGGCAAUGCAUGCACCAUGUCGGAGUACAACAAGCUGAAGAGCAUGCUGUUGCAUAUGCAGCCCAAAGUGCUGGAGGCUGGAGAGCAGAGCCAGCAGAGGGACAUGGAGGAGAAAAGAGCGCUGGUGGAUACCAUGUUCAAAUACCUGGAUGUUGACCAGGAUGGCCGGCUGGUCAGUGAUGAGCUGGAGAAGAUCUCUAUGAAGGAGCAUCUGGAGGACAGUCUGAUGGAGUGCACCAUGCAGGACCUGCUGAGAUAUGAUGACUACAACAAUGAUGGGCAUCUCAGCCUGCAUGAAUUCUACACAGCUUUCC